Molecule: messenger RNA, 2523 nt
Organism: Schistosoma bovis
Lineage: Eukaryota; Metazoa; Platyhelminthes; Trematoda; Strigeidida; Schistosomatidae
Source: the annotation of a GenBank genome assembly
AUGCCUGAGGUCGUUCCAAGUAGAGUUGUUAGCUUUACGAGUGAAGAUAAAGCUUUUCCUGCAUCCAACCUUUUAAAAGGGUCGUCAUUCUCAAAAUGGUGUUGUGUAAGUGGUGGAAGCAGGCAAGAAGCUGUAGAAUUGAGUUUUUCCGAACCUAUUGAAAUUUCACGUUUAGAUAUUGGGAAUAAUGGUUCUGCCUUUAUCGAAGUGCUGGUGCGAAGAUCUGCUUCAUCGGAUGACUCAUCGGUACUCCUGCCAUCCUCUUCUUUUAUGUCUCCAGUAGAUGCAAAAAACGAAACGAACCUUAACCGUGUCCGGGUAUUUAGUGGUGAUCAGUUUAUAAAAUCUAUAGCUUGCCAGAAAUGGGAUCUAGUCAAAUUUGUUUGCUCGCAACCGUUUAACAAAACUUUACAAUAUGGCAUUUCUUUCGUUUUCUUUCAUACUCCAGCUAAUGCGAAUCCAGCAGCCGACGAUAAAAACAUUAAAGUAGAUAGCUUACUGAAUGACGACGAAUCAGACUCAACUCAAUUCAAACCAGGUUCACUCUUUCAGGCUUCACGCCAGACAUCUUGUGAUAAAGACAAUUCACAGCCCAAGUCCUCAAUUUCAGAUAAAUUAAAUGCUUUGAAACAUUCAUCUAAUUUAAUUCAGAACGCGAAUACGUCAAGUUCAUUACUUGUGAGUCGACCAGACGAUCAUCAUAGUUCCUCUAAAGCCAGUACCAGUUCUCACCAGUCUCACUCAAGACCUUCUCCCACCAACACAGGCAUAAUACGUUCUUCACAGUCUUCUCGCAUAUCAAAGAACAAAGAAGAAUACAAACAAUCAAAAACAUCCCAUUCAACCCAAAAACCUUUAUCAAAUGUUAUUCUGACUUUGAGUGGUUAUCAAAAUCCUUUAAGAAGUCAAAUCAGAGACAAAGCCCUGGAACUUGGUGCCAAGUACAGACAAGAUUGGGGUCCAGAUUGUACACAUUUGAUCUGUGCAUUUCCAAACACACCUAAAUUCAAUCUAGUUAAAGGUAAAGGUAUAAUUGUUUCCGAUAAAUGGAUUACACAAUGCUACGAAACUAAAAGUAAUGUACCUUGGCGUAGCUAUAGAGUUGGACGUGCACCUAGUCCACCAAAUACUGCAACUCUAUCUUCUACAUUAAAUCAGUCUUUAAAUGAUGAUGAUGAUGAUGACGAUGGUCAGUCUCCGAAAUCCAAAUCAUCAGUUCAUAAAACUAAUCUUAGACUACGAGGAAAGAAAAAAUCAGAUGAUGACGACUGGCAACCAGGUUCUUCUGAUGAAGAAGCAGAUAAUGAUGACGACGAUGACGAAUUCCAGGAGACUGACGAAGACGAAGAUAAUGGAGAAGAAGAGGGAAGUGAUGAGGACUUAUCUGAUGAAUCGAAUCGAAGAAGAAAGCGUAAAUCAAAAACUAACAGUAAGAACCUACAAAAACGACCCCGCUCCACUACUAACGAUGGUUCUAAUGCCAAAAAAACUGUGACUGCUAACGAUCCAGAAGAUGAAAAUACAGAUGAUGAAAUUCAAAGAGUCAUGACAUCGAGUCGUAAUCAGUUGUCGGUCGUUCAUGAAGAUGAGGAUGAGGAAACUAUUAAAGAAUCACUUAUGAACAGUCUUCCCGAUAUAUUUAUGAAUAAACACUUCUUUAUUCAUAACAAAUCAAUUCCUGAUGACGAAGAAUCUUUAAUUAAACGAUUAAUUGUUGCGUUUGCUGGGACACUGCACCAGUAUAUGAGUGAUGAAGUCGAAUACGUUAUAACAAGGUCCGCUUGGGAUGUCGAGUUUGAUAAUGUUUAAUAUCGAAGAAACAGUUUGUCAGUAAUAAGCAACUUAAAACGUGACAUAUAGAUGCAUCGGUUCAAGCUAUCAUACCAUAUCAACUCAGUAAAAUGAAAUCAUCAAGAUAGAGUACCAGUGUGGUGUUUCCUACUUAUGCUAACAGACAUAAGUAGUAUAUAACACCAAUUGGGAGUGAAAUGCCUCGCAGCAGAAAAUUGCAAUCAGGAGAACAGGAAGACAAUCGAAGAGAAAUCGAAAUACCAACAAAAUCAGAGGAAUAAUGGAAUAUGUAAAGGAUAACAAAAAGAAAAUGUACAAAUGAUGUAUUUAAUGUAUGAUUUUCAUAUUUCACUAAGCCACUUUGUGAUUUUGCAUUAAACAAAAAAUUGAUUUUCCCUACUGGAGUUUUCGUUCACUACAUUAAUAGAAUUAGUAACAGCAUCAAUUGUAAUCGAGGCGAUCAGGCAUCGUAAAGAAUUUGAUCCGACAAACAAUGAAUUUCAAGAAUCAAAAAGUAAAAUAACUAAAUAUCAAGAUCUAAUAAAAGAUAAAGAAUCCUAAUACCUAAGAUUCAGUUCUUCCAUAGUACCUACAACUUACCUACAUCUUAAAUAAAAAAAAAAGCUUUUUGUAAUUAAAUAAGGUUUUAGGUCAUUGUUUAUUCUUUGUAACUUUAUUUCUUAACAAAUUCAAGGAUUUGUUCAAUAGAUCAGCAUUUAUUAUUAUUGACGU